Messenger RNA from Andrographis paniculata, 1599 nucleotides. RefSeq names its product isocitrate dehydrogenase [NADP]. Gene Ontology annotation, biological process: isocitrate metabolic process. Lineage: Eukaryota; Viridiplantae; Streptophyta; Magnoliopsida; Lamiales; Acanthaceae. The record is from RefSeq and is a predicted model, not a curated record. Gene Ontology annotation, molecular function: magnesium ion binding; isocitrate dehydrogenase (NADP+) activity; NAD binding. Gene Ontology annotation, cellular component: mitochondrion. Bases 104 to 1342 code for a protein of 412 amino acids. The transcript has 16 exons.
UUCAAAUAUAAAGAAAGCCCUCGGGUCAGUCGCCCAUUCACCUACCUUUCUGCAUUUCUUCUUUCACAUUUGCUGCUGCUCUGUAGAAGCUGAAUCAGGCGAAAUGGCGUUCGAGAAGAUCAAGGUCGCCAAUCCUAUUGUUGAGAUGGACGGAGAUGAGAUGACCAGAGUUAUAUGGAAGCUCAUCAAGGACAAGUUGAUUCUGCCAUUCUUGGAGUUGGAUAUAAAGUACUUUGACCUUGGCCUUGAACACCGAGACGCUACUGAUGAUAAAGUUACAGUGGAAAGUGCAGAAGCUACUCUCAAGUAUAAUGUGGCAAUUAAGUGUGCAACUAUCACUCCUGACGAAGCCCGUGUGAAGGAGUUCAGUUUGAAGUCCAUGUGGAAAAGUCCGAAUGGUACAAUCAGAAAUAUUCUGAAUGGCACUGUCUUCAGAGAACCCAUUCUCUGCAAAAAUGUUCCCCGUCUUGUCCCGGGAUGGACAAAACCAAUCUGUAUUGGAAGGCAUGCUUUUGGAGAUCAAUACCGCGCUACUGAUACCGUAAUCAAAGGCCCCGGAAAGCUUAAACUUGUUUUUGUGCCAGAAGGGAAGGAUGAGAAGACUGAACUUGAAGUCUACAAUUUCACGGGUGAGGGUGGGGUUGCUUUAUCAAUGUACAACACAGACGAGUCCAUCCGUGCAUUUGCUGAUGCUUCAAUGAAUACCGCAUACCAGAAAAAGUGGCCAUUGUAUCUUAGCACAAAGAACACCAUUCUUAAGAAGUAUGAUGGAAGAUUCAAGGACAUAUUCCAAGAAGUUUAUGAAGCCAGCUGGAAAUCAAAGUUUGAGGAAGCAGGAAUAUGGUACGAACACCGUCUAAUUGAUGAUAUGGUUGCAUAUGCUCUCAAGAGCGAAGGGGGUUACGUGUGGGCUUGCAAGAACUAUGAUGGAGAUGUACAGAGCGAUUUCUUGGCACAAGGAUUUGGAUCUCUCGGGCUGAUGACCUCCGUGUUGGUGUGCCCUGAUGGUAAGACAAUCGAAGCCGAAGCAGCCCAUGGAACUGUUACCCGUCACUACAGGGUUCAUCAAAAAGGAGGAGAAACCAGCACAAACAGCAUUGCCUCAAUAUUUGCUUGGACUCGUGGGCUUGCACACAGGGCCAAGUUGGAUAACAAUGCGAAGCUCUUGGAGUUCACCGAGAAGCUAGAAGCAGCUUGUAUUGGUGUUGUCGAAUCUGGAAAGAUGACAAAGGAUCUUGCACUCAUCAUCCAUGGCUCCAAGCUCUCCAGAAGCCAGUAUCUGAAUACCGAAGAAUUCAUUGUCGCAGUUGCCGAUGAGCUCAACGCCAGACUUUCUUCUUGAAAAUUGGCAAAAUGUUUUACUGGUGUGGCGGAUCUGGAUAUUCCCUGAAAAUGUUACAAAGCCACGGUAAGUUACUUCUUUACCUUUACCGGAACACAUUGUUAUGAAAAAUUACUGGUGAAUAAAGAUGCAUGCUGCAAUUCUUGCCUGUGCUUUUUCUUGCUGCAUUUGGACUUUAAUUGUUGGAUUAGACUAUAAUUUAUAUGUGAAGACAUGAAAAUUUUCUGCUUAAUGUGAACUAGAACUAUUUGCUUUUA